This is a messenger RNA of Apaloderma vittatum (bar-tailed trogon), 726 nucleotides long. RefSeq names its product 1-acyl-sn-glycerol-3-phosphate acyltransferase delta-like. Gene Ontology annotation, molecular function: 1-acylglycerol-3-phosphate O-acyltransferase activity. The transcript has 4 exons. The annotation marks the transcript as partial. The record is from RefSeq and is a predicted model, not a curated record. Gene Ontology annotation, cellular component: endomembrane system; mitochondrial outer membrane. Lineage: Eukaryota; Metazoa; Chordata; Aves; Trogoniformes; Trogonidae.
UUUCUGCAGUCUAUGAUUCUACCCUCAAUUUUAGAAAUAAUGAGAAUCCAACAUUGCUGGGAGUUCUAAAUGGAAAGAAAUAUCAUGCAGAUUUAUAUGUAAGGCGGAUUCCACUAGAGGAAGUCCCAGAAGAUGAGCAGGAGUGUUCUAGCUGGCUCCACAAACUCUAUCAAGAAAAGGAUGCAUUCCAGGAAGAAUACUACCGAACAGGAACCUACCCAGCAGUCCCUGUAGUACCACCCCGACGACCGUGGACUCUUUUGAACUGGCUUUUCUGGGCCUUAUUGCUGCUCUAUCCUUUAUUCAAGCUGCUCAUCAACAUGAUUAACAGUGGAUCAUCCCUGACACUGGCUAGUUUUGCAUUUGUCAUUGUAAUGGCUUCUGUGGGUGUCAGAUGGAUGAUAGGCGUUACAGAAAUUAACAAGGGCUCCACCUAUGGUAACAAUGACAACAAGCAGAAACAAAAGUAGCAUCUUCAGAGACUGCUUCAAUCCAAAUGGAAUAAAUGCAACUUCUGAAACCUCUUAAGUGCAUAUCACGAUCCUUCAAGUGAGAGCGGAGGAAGGGCAGGAUGAGCAAUCGACAUACAUCUCUAAAUUUGUGCCAUGUUAUUUUUCUCUGGGGGGUUGAGCUGGAUGACAGCUUGAAAGAGGCACUCCUUCAUAUACUCUCCACAACAGGUUUGCAUUUGUUUGGCUGGUUUGUUUUCCUACAAAGUGUCUGAAG